Seriola dumerili (greater amberjack) is the source of this 4220-nucleotide messenger RNA. It is a transcript of the gene exoc4, whose product is annotated as exocyst complex component 4. The record is from RefSeq and is a predicted model, not a curated record. The coding region runs from base 8 to 2959 and encodes 983 amino acids. NCBI's taxonomy places the organism in Eukaryota, Metazoa, Chordata, Actinopteri, Carangiformes, Carangidae. The transcript has 21 exons. Gene Ontology annotation, cellular component: exocyst; synapse; growth cone membrane. Gene Ontology annotation, biological process: exocytosis; chemical synaptic transmission; Golgi to plasma membrane transport.
UGGAAAAAUGGCAGCUGAUACAGGGAGAUACAGGAGUGCUGUUAGCAAAAACAAAGACCCUUCUGGUCUUCUCAUCUCCGUCAUAAGGACUCUGUCCAGCAGUGAUGAUGUGCAGGACAGGGAGACAGAGAAGGGUCGUCUGGAAGAGGCCUUUGAGACAUGUGACAGGGAUUUAGAUGAGCUGAUUGUUCAGCAUUAUGCUGAACUCACCACUGCCAUCAGGACUUACCAGAGCAUCACAGAGCGCAUCACCAGCUCCCGCAACAAGAUCAAACAGGUGAAGGAGAACCUUCUGUCUUGUAAGAUGCUUCUACACUGCAAAAGGGAUGAGCUAAGGAAGCUGUGGAUAGAAGGCAUUGAACACAAACAUGUCCUCCAGCUGCUUGAUGAAAUUGAAAGCAUCAAGCAGGUGCCUCAACGGCUAGAGGCCUAUAUGGCAAGCAAGCACUACCUUCAUGCCACGGAUAUGCUGGUGUCAGCUGUGGAGUCCUUGGAAGGCCCCUUGCUGCAGGUGGAGGGGCUUGGAGAUCUGCGGUUGGAGCUCCACAGCAAGAAGCUCAACAUCCACCUUGUACUCAUUGAUGAGCUGCACCGACACCUCUACAUCAAGUCCACAAGUCGCCUGGGACAUAAGAACAAGGACAAAAAUGCUGCUCGCCUUCCAGGCUCCACUGCCAAAGACACAUCUCCAAUGCCUGUGUUGGAUGUCAGCAGCCUGUCCACCCCACGCAAACUUUUGGAUUCAUCACAGUUCAGCACACCUGGAUCCAGCAGUGUGCGUGAGCUGCAGCAGGAUGCACGGGAGCUGAACCAAACUGACCUCCCUGAAGUGGAUCCAGAGGAGAACAGUGCUGAGUUCAUGGGCAUCCUCAUCAAGGCUCUGGCCAAGUUGAAGAAAAUCCCAGAGACCAUUAAAGCCAUAAUGGAGCGGCUGGAACCUGAGCUGAAACAGAUCGUUAAGAGGUCCACCACUCAGAUUGCAGACCAUGCUUACCAGAGAGGAGAAAACCUGGCCCAGGAGAGCCAGCCAGGGCUGCUACUGGAACUGUUGGAGCUUUUGUUUGAUAAAUUCAAGGCAGUGGCUCAGGCUCACAGUGUGGUGCUGGCCCACCUGCAGCAGAUUGCGGUGCAGUGCCCGGGCGGGGCCCAUGAAGAGGGCAUCAAGCUCUAUGAACAGGCGGACGUCUCUGCCAAAAUCCAGACUGUCUUGCAGGUUCUGCUUAUGGAGUAUCUUGAUGUGAAGAACAGCCGGAGUGCCACCGAGCCAUUGGCUCAACUCUCCUAUGCCAGCACCGGCAGUGAGUUUGCUGCCUUUUUUGCGAAGAAAAAACCACAGCGUGCCAAGCAGUCGCUCUUCAAGUUUGAAUCAUCUUCCCAUGCCAUCAGCAUGAGUGCUUACCUGAGAGAGCAGAGGCGAGAACUCUACAGCAAGAGUGGAGAAUUACAAGGUGGCGCUGAUGACAACUUGAUUGAAGGAGGAGAAAUGAAGUUUGUGUGUAAACAAGGAGCGAGGAACAUCACUGUGAUCUUCCAGCCUCUUCUCAGGUUCAUUCAGGAAAUAGAGAUGAACAUGGGGCCAGGCCAGGCCAAGCAGUGCCAGCUCCGAGCUUUCCUCACUUACUACAUCAACGAUCUGUUUCUCAACCAGGUGCGAACAGAGAUCAACAAGGAAAUUGAGGCAGUGAGCAAGGCAUCCGACCCCUUGAAGAUCCUUGCCAGCGCUGAUACCAUGAAGGUUCUGGGUGUCCAGAGACCUCUGCUGCAGAGCACCGUGGUAGUGGAGAAGUCCAUCCAGGAUCUAAUGAGCCUGAUGCAGGACCUCAGUGCCUAUUCCAACCAGUUCCUUGAAAUGGUCUGCGACAAGCUCAAAGAGUACAAGGAAAUCUGCAACACAGCCUACAGGGGUAUAGUCCAGUGUGAGGAGAAGCUGACCAUCAGUGCUUCCUGGUCUAAAGAUGAGGACAUCAGUCGUUUGCUCCAGUCUCUCCCUAACUGGGCAAAUAUGGCCCAACCCAGACAGACUCGACAGAAGAGAGAGGAUGAAGAGGACUUCACCCGAGCGGCUUUUGCUAAGGAGUCCGAGGUGCUGACUGGGAACCUUGGAGACAAGUUAAUCCCCCAGAAUGAGAUCCUUCGUGACGUCAGUGACCUGAAAGCUCUGGCCAACCUCCAUGAGAGCAUGGAGUGGCUUGCUGGUCGCCUCAAGAUGUUCUUCGCCAACCUGCCUCAUUCCUCCAAUGUGUCUCCAUGCUCAGCAGACAGUCAGGUGAUUGGUGAGAGUGAACGCAGCAGGGAGCAGAUUCUCCAGACCCUGAGUGACCUGUCCAGGAGCUUUCAGGACAUCGCUGACCGCUGUCUCCUGGUAUUACACCUGGAGGUCAGGGUGCAUUGUUUCCAUUACCUGAUCCCCCUCACCAAGCAAGGAAAUUACGCCAUUGUGGCUAAUGUGGAGAGCAUGGACUACGACCCACUGGUGGUCAAACUGAACAAGGAUAUCUCAGCAAUAGAAGAGGCCAUGGGGGCUGCUCUGCAGCAGCACAAGUUCCAGUAUAUUUUUGAAGGUCUAGGUCAUCUGAUCUCCUGCAUUCUAAUCAAUGGGGCCCAGUACUUUAAGAGGAUUAGUGAGUCUGGUAUCAAGAAGAUGUGCAGGAACAUCUUUGUUCUCCAGCAGAACCUCACCAACAUCACCAUGUCCAGGGAGGCCGACCUCGACUUCGCCAGGCAGUACUAUGAGAUGCUGUACAACACUGCAGAUGAGCUGCUGAACCUGGUGGUGGACCAGGGUGUUCGCUACACGGAGCUGGAGUACAUCAACGCCCUGUCCUUACUGCAUCGCAGCCAGACAGGCGUAGGGGACCUGAGCACUCAAAACACUCGGCUGCAGCGGCUGAAGGAGAUCAUCUGUGAACAGGCCGCCAUCAAACAGGCCACCAAGGACAAGAAGAUCACCACAGUGUAACAGCCCCAUGGGCCCACUGAUUCUGUCUGCAAUAACAGAUGCCAGAUUAGACUGUCUGAAUGAGGCCACAUCUUCCGCCUGCUGCCAAUUUGGGUUGGUCCCCGAAGAAUUCCCUCGCUGAGAAUUGUAUCAUAUCUAUGGCUGUUAAAAAUCUGUUUAUCUGUCUUUUUUCUCAUGGUUUGUGCAGUAAACUUUUGCGGGUAGUAUGGAAAGUUGUUAGUCAUUUAACAUUUCUUACAAAUUGGACAGAAGAGACAAACCCAGUAAUGAAGAUAUUUUGGCUGAUUGCAUAUUCAUCCGUUCAUAAAAUGGGGACAAGGUUUAUUUCAAAUGCAAUAUUUCAAGUCCAGCAAGCCACAAUGGAAUGACUUGCACUUUUUAAAUUAAGGCAUGUGUGUGGGAAUACAUUUCAUCAGUCUUACUAGCUCUAUAAAUUUAAACAAUGCAAUUUUGAAUCUUUAUUUUGUCAUCCCCACUACAUAUGCUUAAGUCAUUUAAAAUGAACUAUACACAUGAACUCCAGAGACCAUCACAAAUCAUUCCCCUCCCUGCAACCCUCCCUGUUUUUAGUUCAUUAACUUGGGAGAGAAGUACUUAACGAGAGGAGGAGAGGGGAAUGGGAGCCUUGUCAAUACAGUGGGCCCUGAAGCCCACAGAGCAAUCCAUCAUAAUGACACAUAGGCUGGGAUUGAUGGGAAAACAACAGUGGAGCUGCUAAGGGGUUUGUCUACCACUACACCACUGUGAAAUCUAAAAUCUGCUCAUUUAGCCAUUCACUGCAGAGCUACUUUUGAAAUGUUAUACAUGGGGAACUUUAAUACAAUGUUAACUGAGUGUAUCAUGUCACACACAGAUACUAUUAUACAAUUACCACACACAUACCACAAAAGUCCAGAAGGCUUAUGUACUGGCCAUACUCCAUAUAUGUAGAGUGAGUGAGAACCACUCCUGCUAUUCACGCUUUUUAUUCAUGAGUGAAAUAAGUAAAAUGUAAUAAAGGUUCGAUUUCAUGUUUCUUUUUCUUUCCUAUGGACCUUUAUUUUGCACAUCUGUUCUAUGAGACUAAUGUUAUGUUUCAGGUAAGACUGUAUGAAAUUCUAUACAUCAAACUGUGUUAGUCUUGAACAAGUUUAAACAUCUUUCUUGCUCCCCUGGUUGUUAAAUGUCAUCUCAUAAAUGCUCUGAAAUGUUUGUCUACUCUAAAUUAAGCACACAUGAUCUGCCAGUGCAUACACUAAUAUACUGAAAAAAUAAACCAUCC